AUGGUGAAGGACUCAACAAAAUGCAAAUGGGUUUGUGCUUCUCUGCUUCUAUUGGCUUGCUCAGCUUCUUCUGCUUCACUGAUUGAAGAUGGCUCCCUCGUCAAUGGCGAUUUCGAGACUCCUCCCUCGGGAGGCUUCCCGGCGGACGCCUCGAUCUCCGACAGUCCCGUCACCGUCCCCGGAUGGAAAACCGACGGCAUGGUGGAGCUGGUGUCGGCGGGCCAGCGGCAGGGCGCGAUGAUCCUCAUCGUGCCGCAGGGGGAGCACGCCGUGCGCCUGGGCAACGACGCCGAGAUCAGCCAGGAGCUGAAGGUGGAGAAGGGCGCGACCUACUCCGUGACCUUCAGCGCCGCCCGCACCUGCGCCCAGCUCGAAUCGCUUAACGUCUCCGUCCCCCCCGCGUCGCAGGCCAUAGAUCUGCAGACCGUGUACAGCGUCAAGGGCUGGGAUUCGUACGCGUGGGCGUUCAGAGCCCAGUCGGAGGACGCGCGCGUGGUCUUCCGAAACACCGGGAUGGAGGACGACCCCGCCUGCGGGCCCGUCAUCGACGACGUAGCUAUCAAGAAGCUGUUUGUGCCGGAUAAGCCCAAAGGCAAUGCUGUCGUCAACGGAGACUUUGAAGAAGGCCCGUGGAUGUUCAGAAACGAGUCUCUCGGUGUCCUCCUCCCCACCAAUCUCGACAGCGAGACCUCUUCCCUCCCGGGCUGGAUUGUCGAGUCCAACCGGGCCGUCCGGUAUGUCGACUCGUACCACUUCACCGUACCCGCCGGUAAACGGGCCAUCGAGUUAUUAUCCGGUAAGGAAGGGAUCAUUUCGCAGAUGGUUGACACGAGGCCCAAUAAGCGUUACAGGCUGACCUUCUCGUUGGGCCCGGCGGGUGAUGCUUGCAGGCAGCCCCUUGCCGUUAUAGCCUUUGCCGGGGACCAAACGGAGAGCGUGCACUAUACACCUGUGUGGAACUCGACGUUUCAAGAGGCGGGCGUGAAUUUCACGGCUAAAGCGGAGAGGACACGUGUCGCGUUCUACAGCGUUUAUUACAACACGAGGACUGAUGACAUGACCUCGUUGUGCGGGCCCGUGGUGGAUGAUGUGAGGGUGGAGCAGUCCGCGUCGGGUCGGGUGGGGUCUUGGAGUUGUGAUACUACUAGUAUCACAGUUCUGUGGACAAUUGCCGGUUUUGGGCCGGCUCCGGUUCGGAACUGUUUCAGUCACUCUUCUGCGAGCACAGCACCACCGAGAAAACCGAUGGCGGCGGCUAUCUCUUCCCACCUAUCCACUCCGGACUCCGUUUCUCUCUCCUCCUCGCACGCGCUUUCGAAGGUCGGUCGAAACGUUCGCAGAUUCUCCGGCGUAUCGGUAUCCGCUCCGGCAAUCCGUCGACGAAUCUCGUGCCAGAUUGCUUCUUCUGCGCCGGCGUCUUCUGUUAAUGGAAAAGCGGAAGCAGGUUUGAAGGAUUUUCUUCACAUUAAUGAUUUUGACAAGGACACAAUUUUCAAGAUUUUAGAUCGAGCCAAGGAGGUCAAAGCGUUAAUUAAAUCAGGAGACAGGACAUAUCUCCCAUUUAAAGGCAAAACUAUGGCGAUGAUAUUUGCAAAGCCAUCCAUGAGGACGAGAGUUUCCUUUGAGACUGGGUUUUAUUUGCUGGGAGGACAUGCCCUGUAUCUGGGACCUAAUGACAUUCAGAUGGGCAAGAGGGAGGAAACACGUGAUGUUGCACGUGUUCUGUGUCGCUAUAAUGAUAUCAUUAUGGCUCGAGUUUUUGCACAUCAGGACAUUGUUGAUCUUGCUAAGUACGCCACUGUUCCUGUGAUCAACGGCUUGACAGACUUCAACCAUCCUUGUCAAAUAAUGGCUGAUGCACUUACGAUCAUCGAACAUGUUGGUCACCUGGAAGGAACAAAGGUUGUAUAUGUUGGAGAUGGGAACAAUAUUGUGCAUUCGUGGCUGAUGUUGGCAUCUGUGAUCCCUUUCCACUUCGUUUGUGCCUGUCCUAAAGGUUUCGAACCUGAUGUAAGGACAGCCAAAAGGGCAAUAAAGGCUGGAGUCAGCAAGAUAGAGAUAACUAAUGACCCAAAAGAAGCUGUGAGGGGAGCUGAUGUUGUCUACUCAGAUGUUUGGGCAAGCAUGGGACAGAAGGAAGAAGCUGAAUACCGCCGUACAGUUUUUCAGGGAUUCCAGGUGGAUGAGGAGCUAAUGAAGCUGGCUGGUCCAAAAGCCUAUUUCAUGCAUUGUUUACCCGCUGAGAGGGGUACUGAAGUUACCGAUGGCGUUAUCGAAGCCCCAAACUCUAUUGUCUUCCCACAGGCUGAAAACAGGAUGCAUGCACAAAAUGCAAUCAUGCUUCACGCUCUUGGGUUGUGA
This is a messenger RNA of Striga hermonthica, 2361 nucleotides long. Lineage: Eukaryota; Viridiplantae; Streptophyta; Magnoliopsida; Lamiales; Orobanchaceae. The record is from the annotation of a GenBank genome assembly.